Molecule: messenger RNA, 870 nt
Organism: Suillus clintonianus
Lineage: Eukaryota; Fungi; Basidiomycota; Agaricomycetes; Boletales; Suillaceae
Exons: 1
Source: RefSeq, a predicted model, not a curated record
AUGGGUGUAUCGGAUCCUGAGUGUGACAAGGUUAGCGGCAGAACUUUUGUGGCUUCCGCAGUUCGAAACCUGAUACGUCCUGAUAUCGUCGUACACCACAGCGCUGAUGCCGUCCCCGAGUACAACAACCCCCGUCUUUUUCCUGGCAUGUAUCCGACACUGUAUCCAUACGGGAUUGGCGGCUUCGAGGACAAAUCGCGUCUGACACCGUUGUCGUUCGACCGGCAGGCCAAAUACUGCCUUAACGUCUCGGAUCGUGGUUUUCGAUAUCACGAAUCCUUUAUUUUUGUCAUGCUGAAUAUGCUACAGAGACGUCAGGCUCAUCUGCAAACCUAUUUUGCUGUGCGUAAAUCAAACUUUGACUCGGUUGCUCGUAAUUUAACCAGUGUCUCUCCUGACGUGCUCAUACGACUCGCAAAUCGGCUCGAACAAGAACACAAGCUGUCGAAUCUCAGUACGGAUGAACAGAAUGCGCUCAAACUCCUCCGUCAAGUUAAUACCAUGUCCACUCGCAUCCCUGGUUCACAAGCUUCGAAGAUCUUUGUGAGGAACGAGAUCCGAAACUAUUACGGGUAUUUUGGCUUACCACAUAUUUUCUUUACAUUCAAUCCAAAUCCAGCACAUAGCCCUGUGUUUCAGGUUAUGUAUGGAGAUUAUUCCGUUGAUCUUUCGGAACGCUUACCUCGCAUGCCCACAGGUCGUGUUUGUGCAACACGUCUCGCUCAUGACCCUGUCGCUGCCGCUGAUUUUUUCGAAUUCUCUUUCAGGUGUCUUUUCCGUUACCUUCUGGGUUGGGAUUUUGAUCACGAUCGGUCUGUUGACGGCGGUGGUAUUCUAGGACACAUUCGUGCAUUCUAUGGUACGAGUGAA